UUUUUUUUUUUUUUUUUUUUUUUGGCUAUACCCAAGGCACAUGGACAUUCCAGGGGCCAGGGAUCAAACCCAAGCCACAGCAGUGACAAUGCUGGAGCUUUAAUCUACUAUGCCACCAAGAGAACUCCAUCUUCCUGCUUGACUUUAAUAAUCAAAUACAUUUUUAUCUCCUUUACAUUAUGGGUAAUUGUCGCCACACCAGUCCCUUCCACGGGGAUCAGAAGCCCUUGGAGGGCAAGGAUGGUUUAAUUUCUCUUUGGAGGAUCUCUGGUGCCUAACCCAUAGCUUGACACAUCGUGGGUCCUCAAAAUGUGUUUGUUGAUUGGAAUGCAAAGGAAGAGCUCUGACAGUGGGAAGUUUACUAGGGCAGGGUGAGGAGCCCAAAUCUCCUGUCUCCUCUCCCUGCUGAGACAAUCUGCAGUCCCUGCCUUUCUGAGCCACCUGGAUUCCCUUCCACACUCAGCACCUCGUGGGAGGAAAGAUGGGGUUGGAUGAGGGGGGGUCAUUUCUAAUUUUGAGUAAUUUCAAGAAAAGGCAAUUGGCAGAAGGGAGCACAAUGAAACAGGAUGCUUGAGAAAAGCGUUCAAUAAAGGUAUCUGGGAUGGCUAAUUUUAGGUGUCAACUUGGUUGGCCACUGGGUACCCAGGUGAAACAUCAUGUCUGGGUGUGUCUGUGAGGGUGUUUCCUGAUGAGAUGGGCAUCUGAAUUGGUGAUCUCAGUAGAGCAAUGGCUCCUUAAAUGUGGGUGGGCUGCAUCUAACCAGUUGAGGGCCUGAGUAGAAAAGUGGCAGAGGAAUUUGCUUUUGGCUUUCUGCCUGCCUCCUGCAGCUGGGACAUCUCCUCUCAUCUUCUCUGACCCUCAGACUGUGAUUUACAGCCCUGGCUCCACUGGCUCCCAGGCCUUCUGACUCUGACUGAACCACACCACUGGCUUUCCUGGGUCUCCACCGAUGGCAGGUCGUGGUACCUCUCAGCCUGCAUAACCAUGGACCUCUGACCUCAGGACUGAGAGGGGGCCAGAAAUGACCAGUUGCCUUCCAAUCAUCCUUUCACUGGCCCAUAAGGGAUACAAGGGGCUUCAGCUCUGGACUCUUCAAGUAAUGAGUCCCCACAUGCCCUGCACAUGCGUUCAUGUAUGCAGGUGCGCGUGCACACACACACACACUCAGGCAAUCACGCACAAGCAGGGUGUUCCCAGACCCUGUGGGUCUUUCCUGCAGCCUGUGGGAGGGAGGGGUGGAGGGGCCCACAGCCCUGCCAGCAUCUCUCCUCCCUGUUCCAGCGGUUCCCGGAGCCCCAGCGGCUCCCAGCCCAGCUUCGCGGGGCUGCAGUUGUGUCCAGUUUGCGAGUCUCCUGACACCAGCCCUCUAUCCAAGUCCUCCACCCAGGGAGGGCCUCUAGGUGGGGCCCCGCGCAGCUACACUGCUGCUAAGCGACUGGGGACCCUCCCUCUUUCACAAGCACUCAGAGCAGCGGCACCCCUCCCUCUGGCCUCAGUCCUGCAGAGCUGCGAAGCGAAGCGGGAGGCCAGUGUCUCCUCUGAGAGGGAGAAGCCUCUCUUUGCCAAAGGCAACAGCAGCUGCCGCCCAGAGCCCGUGGGGGCGCUGCGUGCGGGGAGGGGUGGCGGGAGAGGUGGCGAUGCGGAGCCGGCUUGGACCAGUUUCCCCAUCUGCCUUUCCACCUUCCCGCUCUACCGCCUGCUCUGGAGCAGAGCUGGAAUGCGAGCCUCUUAUCUGGAAAGUGUCCGUAGGGCGGCCCCUCGCCGUCCUCCCCACCCCUCAGCGCCAGACCGGCCGAGGUUGGGGCGGGGUGGGGGUGGGGGAGGGGGAGCCUGCCCGGGAGAGGGGCGAACAGGGGGCCAGAUGUGAGUGUGAUGAGAUUGGAAGUGCUCAGGCAAGUCUGCUAAUGUUUGUUACCAGGGAAUGAAACCUAAGAACGU
Molecule: messenger RNA, 1938 nt
Organism: Sus scrofa (pig)
Lineage: Eukaryota; Metazoa; Chordata; Mammalia; Artiodactyla; Suidae
Source: RefSeq, a predicted model, not a curated record